Acaromyces ingoldii is the source of this 2565-nucleotide messenger RNA. RefSeq lists its product as hypothetical. The record is from RefSeq and is a predicted model, not a curated record. The transcript is spliced from 3 exons. Gene Ontology annotation, cellular component: membrane. NCBI's taxonomy places the organism in Eukaryota, Fungi, Basidiomycota, Exobasidiomycetes, Exobasidiales, Cryptobasidiaceae. Bases 341 to 2497 code for a protein of 718 amino acids.
CGCGUCUGUCCACGAAAAGCGAUCUUGACGGUCGCUAUUGCGCGCUUUCUCGUCGAAGUACAGUGAGCUACGAAAGCUUAAGAGCGCGAACUUCGAGCAAGCUGGCUGGCAAGACUGGACUGAGACUCAGCGAGUCUUAUCCCUCUGACCUUCAAGGUCGCUUAGCAGGUAAAAGCUGCUGCCUUCGACAGAAGAGGUGUCGCGGGGUGAAUUGGUCUUCUUCCCACAUGGGAGCCGAAUUUAAAGAUCACGAUUAGCCUCUCACGUUCCUGGUCAGCUAUAUGUUCGUGCAACAACACCGGGCCCUCCCGCUUCAGGACCUUCUCUUCGUGUCGACAAGAUGUCGAAUUGGUGGAGAAUGAGGCUCUCGCCGAGCAGGGGCGGGGAAGAUGAGCAAGAAGAGGGCCCUGCGAGGGCUCGUGCCAAAGGACAGAUCACUAGGCUACCUGGGGGGAACAAUGCGGUAGGCGCCUUCUGCCUGAGCCUCGUUGCCUUCACGAUACAAACCGAAGCUGCUCAGUACGUGCAACAGACAUUAGGUUAUCGGAAACCAUUCUUGUCGCUCUACGUCGGCCACAGCGGAUUCAUUCUGCUCUUUCCCAUGCAUCUCGCCUACCUCCGCCUGACCCAUCCCGAGAUCCCCCUGUCUCACUGGCUCCACCUCAUUGCGCAGAACCUGCAUUGGCAGGUCUCGACACCCACCAAUGCUGUGCCCCUUCCAGCGUCGGAUCGAAUUCGUCGGCGGAUCAGCUCCUUGAGCUUGCGGCUCUCACAAACGCGCGACGAUGACACGCUCCAGCAACGCCUCGAACAGGAGGAGGAACAACAGCGCUUUAGCAGCCGUCACCGAAGCAACAGUACACCGCCGCCUUUUUCGUCGUGGAUCGAGGAGCGGGUGGGGUUCAACCUAUGGAAGCUCCUCCGCCUCCUCGCCGUCUUGACUUUCGGCCUCACUGUCCCUGCUCUGAGCUGGUACUCGGCAGUGCCACUGACGACAAUGGCGGACAUCACAACAAUCUACAACACCUACGCCGUCUGGGCCCUCGUCUUUUCCAUCUGGUUUUUGGGAGAGUCGUGGGAGCGCAGAAAAGUCUUUUCGGUCCUUCUCGCAUGUGGGGGUGUCAUUUUGGUAGCGUAUGGCGGUGCAGAGCACAGGAGAAGGCCGAGAGAAAAGGACCCAGUGUACGGCAAGCCAGGACAGGGCGACGAUCCUGUAGCCAAUGCGACCAUGGCAGCUGCUGGGAUGGCGGCCCGAAGUGCGCUCACACACCUGGCCGAGAGGAAAGAGGAUGAUCAGAGCGGGCAGAACCCUGUACUGGGAGACCUGCUCGCUUUCAUCGGCGCAGUCACGAUGGCAGCAUACGAGAUGGCGUUCAAGGUCGUCGGGACGCUACCUGAUGAGCAGGGCCAGAACGAGCGAUACUCUGCCGUCAGCCGGGACAGGACUGCAAGGGCACAAUCCUACGCAGGCUACAACAGGGCAGGCUUGACAACGGAGGAGCAAGGCCUGCUUGGAGAAGAGGAGGAGCAAGGAGGAGAAGGAGAUCAAAAGAAGAGCGGAGAAGAGGAAGAGGAAAAUGGCGAGCCACAGCAUAUCCUCGGCGACGAUGACGAAGACGACCAAGCAAGGGCACGAAGCACCGAGAGGACGGCGAUCUGGAAUGAUAGCGACAUUAGCAGAAAUGGUUCGCCUUCGUCCUACCAGGCUAUCGGCCCGCAAGCCAAGCCUGGUGAUGAAGAUCCUUUCGACGCAGGCGACCUAGGUCGGACUUUGACCGACGCGGUCCCGACGAAGACAGACAGCAAGCGCAAGAGCGUCAAGAUCAACGAGGGCGAGGACGCCCCUCGCGUGACGGAAGAGGAGGUUUCGGAAGACGCAUCGGAGGAAGAGAGCGUGGUCGAAGAUGCAGACAUCGAAGAAAUCCAAAAAGGCAGCACGAGGCUGCACAGGACCAAGUCUGCCUCGACUGUGGGCCGCAGCAGCCUUCGCAACGUGUUCGAUGUCGACGAGGAGGAAGACGAGCAAGGAGAUCAAGAUCAACUCGCUGGAGCGAGACCGCGGUCUGUCCGAGUGGGGUCCUCGAUGAGUGUUGCAUCGACGAUGCACCAGAGGUGGAUGCCACCGCCGCUGCCCUUUGGCUUGCAUGCCAUUAUCAUCACGAGCGGCAUCGGUCUUGUCACUUUUUCGACAUUGUGGAUCGGCAUUCCAAUCGCCCACGCCCUGUCACUCGAGACUUUCGAGCUGCCGCACAACUUCCGUACAGUCCUUGCCAUCUUUCUCGUCGUCUUCAUGGGCGUCAUCUUCAAUGGCUGCUUUUCCAUUCUCCUGUCGCUCUGGGGCCCCGUCUUGGCCUCCGUCAGCUGCCUCCUUACGACGGUCCUAGUCUUCUUUGCGGACUUGGCUCUUGGAAACGAGUUCCAUUGGAUCUCGCUCCUCGGUUGCAUCUCAAUCGCUGCUGGCUUCGGCGUCCUGGUGUCGGGAGGCAAUAUGCAUUAGAAAUGGCUCUGUCGAAACGAGAACUCUGUAUCAUAGCAAGUAAACAACCAGCCAAAUCACUCUUGCAC